AUGGCGAGAAGCCCUCUGACGAGAGCCAUCGGCGGUUCGGACCGCGAGAAACGCCUCGCCAAGGGCAACCUCGCGAGGUGGCUGCCAAACUCCGUCGCGGAGGCUGAGCGCAAGAUCGUCGACGGGUGGAUGAAACAGUUCGGCAAGGCUCAGGAGUUGCCCAGGCAGCGCGUCACCCAGUUCUCGCGUUGGUUCGACUCGUUUGAAGCCCCCGUCGCCGGAUCCGCGGGAGUUCCCGGGAGGAGGCACCUGAGUCCGACGUUUCGGAUGGGCGUGGAGGUUCCGGGGCAGUACGACGCGCUGAGGGGCCCGCCGGACGUCGCCACGCACGCGCAGAUCGUCGGCUUCGAGCCCGAGGUUGAUCUCUUCCGCUCAAAGCAGUUUCCAAAAAAGCUCGUCGCGCGGGGAAGCGACGGCCGCGAGUACCCCUUCGUCGCCAAGGGUUCCGAGGACCUGCGACAGGACGACAGGAUCGAACGCCUGUUCCGCGCCAUGGACGCGCUGCUACUCGCCCACCCGGGGUCGAGGCACAGGGGUUUGACGGUGCGAACCUUCCACGUCGCUCCUCUGUCCGCCAGGUGCGGUUUGCUGGAAUUCGUCGGGGGAACCACGCCGAUGCUCGAAGCCGUGCGCGGCUCGACCAAGGACGGUAACAACUGCGUGAAGGAGCACCAGUUCUGGAUCCGCGCGCAGGCCUCCGCCAAGGACAAAGACACCGGACAAGGGCAGGGACAAAAAGCGCAAAACGCGGGCGUCAUCGAUCCAACGACUGGCAUGUACAGGCGUCGUGUCGGCCUCGUGGGCGCCAGGUACGGCGCGCAGCCGGCCAACGGCAACGCGGAUUUCCUCGCGUCCAUGGCGCGGUGCCCGAGGGACGACGCGGCGUUCAUACUGUCGCACCUGGGGCGGAUAACCGCGGACGCGGGGGCGGCGGCGAUGGUUGGGGAGGGAGGCGGGUCCAUUUGGGACGGUGGCGGUUCGAGUUCCGCCCGUCCAAACGACGGUUCGGAUCCGAUCCGUCCGGCGCCCGCGGCGAGAAGGGCGCUGGCGGCGGCUGCGGGUUCCCCCGACGCUUUUCUCGCGAUGCGUCGAAGGUACGCGGCGACCCUCGCCGCUGCCAGCGUGUGCGGCUGGGUCGCCGGGGUGGGGGAUAGGCACCUGCAGAACGUGUUGGUGGACCUCAGGGACGGGUCGCUGGUUCACAUAGACUUUGGGUACGCGUUCGGCACGGCGACGGCGAUUCUGCCCAUCCCCGAGCUCACGCCGUUUCGGGCCACGCCGGCGAUGCUCGGGCCGCUCGCGCCCCACGACGCGAUCGAGACCCUUCGCGGCGACAUGGCCAAGGCGAUGCACGCGCUGCGCCGGGGGUCCGCGCUGUUACGCGGCGUCAUGGACGUUUUCCUGAGGGAGCCGCUCAUAGACUGGCAGCGGGAGGCGCGGUUGCAGUCGAUGAAAUCGGGCCGAGCCGCGGCGAAGGCGGAGUCAUCGUCCAUAGACGGCGGCGUCGGCGGCUCGUCAUCCGCCGCGGACCUCGGUCAUCAUCUCGGGGUUCAUCAUCUCGGGGGCCAGGUCGCGAUGGGUCUCAGCGGCGACGAGGCGAGGGUCGUGGAGCUGAAGGUGGCGCACGCCCACCACAAGCUCGAGCUCGGGAACCCGUGCCACGUCACCCUCGCGCAGUGCGCGCCCAAGCACGAGGGUCAGGCGCACUGGGCGGGGAUGCGCGACCUCGUCUUCGGCGGCACGGCUGGCGACGUGAGGGCGCGCGCGGGUGCGGUCUGCGCGUCGGUCGAGGAGCAGGUCGAGUGCCUGUUGGCGCUCGCGACCGACCCGGGGGUGCUCGCGAGCGGCUGGUCCGGGUGGAGGCCUUGGCUGUGA
Molecule: messenger RNA, 1875 nt
Organism: Micromonas commoda
Lineage: Eukaryota; Viridiplantae; Chlorophyta; Mamiellophyceae; Mamiellales; Mamiellaceae
Exons: 1
Coding region: 1-1875 (624 amino acids)
Biological process (GO): double-strand break repair; telomere maintenance
Cellular component (GO): nucleus
Molecular function (GO): DNA-dependent protein kinase activity; protein binding
Source: RefSeq, a predicted model, not a curated record